Galeopterus variegatus (Sunda flying lemur) is the source of this 3647-nucleotide messenger RNA. RefSeq names its product ubiquitin carboxyl-terminal hydrolase 10. Lineage: Eukaryota; Metazoa; Chordata; Mammalia; Dermoptera; Cynocephalidae. Gene Ontology annotation, molecular function: cysteine-type endopeptidase activity; cysteine-type deubiquitinase activity. The record is from RefSeq and is a predicted model, not a curated record. The transcript is spliced from 10 exons. Gene Ontology annotation, biological process: DNA damage response, signal transduction by p53 class mediator; protein deubiquitination; regulation of autophagy. The coding region runs from base 1046 to 2128 and encodes 360 amino acids. Gene Ontology annotation, cellular component: nucleus; cytosol; early endosome.
CCUAGAUCCUGUGGCCAAGUUAGAUAACCGUCUUGGGCCUCAGUUUCCUUAUUGGUGAAAGAGGAUAGUGGUGGUACUCCUGGAUUACUAAGGGUUAAGUCCAACCGAUUAACAUUUGUAAGUUGUAAAGAACAUGCUAAGUGUUGAAGAUAUCCAUAAAUUGCAGCUGUCACUAUUAUAAGAUUCAUAAUGGGGCAUGGGGAGAAUUUGUCUUGUUUUAAAGCAUUUCAGAUGGUUCCUUGUAAAAGGUGGCAUUCACAGCUGUCUUAAAACUGUGAAAAAGAGUGAUGUCAGAGGGUGCAUCUGAGGAUAAGAGGCUUGUUUAUAAAUGGAAUAAGGGAAUUACAGUGUACAAAACAGUUGCUAAAUUGACUUCAAGUGGAAAAACACAGUUUAAUUAGUAGGAGACAGUUGUCCCCAAAAGGAAUAUCUUUGGUCACUGAACAGCCAUUGAGCACACCCUGUGAUGUGCUGGGUAUGGGAUUAGUUGCUGGGGAUUCCGAGAUGAAUGAGACUCAGUUUCUGUACAUAAGCACCUUUGUAUCUAGUGUCCGGGGAAUCUUGCUGCUGCGCUCCCAGCGCCGCACUGUCCCGAGUGCGCCACGGGCUCGGCCCCUGAUACAUGCUUUUUAGUUUUUUUUCUCUUAUUAAAAUAGGUAGUUCUUGUGCUCCCUAAUUGUAUUCCCAUAGGAAGAUAAAUAAAUGUUGGUGUUUGAGGAAAAAUAUUAAAUUGAAAAAAGUUUUUAGUCAUUAAAUGUACUUGAUAUUGAACUGAAUGAAGCUUUAACAGUACACAUUUUCUUUGGAUACAUGCUUUAUUGAAGAGAAUUUUAACACUUUCCCAGAGUAGAGCAUAUGAGUUGAUUUAAAUGUUAUUCACUGUAUGUCAUUAAUUUCUUAAAUAUGCUUCUUCACUCUUUCAGAGUUACUGGAGAAUGUAACCUUAAUACAUAAACCAGUGUCUUUGCAACCCCGUGGUCUGAUUAAUAAAGGAAACUGGUGCUACAUUAAUGCUACAUUGCAGGCACUGGUUGCUUGCCCUCCGAUGUAUCACCUGAUGAAGUUCAUUCCUCUGUAUUCGAAGGUGCAAAGGCCUUGUACAUCAACACCCAUGAUAGACAGCUUUGUUCGGCUAAUGAAUGAGUUUACUAAUAUGCCAGUACCUCCAAAACCCCGACAAGCUCUUGGGGAUAAAAUCGUGAGGGAUAUUCGCCCUGGAGCUGCCUUUGAACCCACAUAUAUUUAUAGACUCCUGACAGUUAUCAAGUCGAGCCUGUCUGAAAAGGGUCGACAAGAAGAUGCUGAGGAGUACUUAGGCUUCAUUUUAAAUGGACUUCAUGAGGAAAUGUUGAACCUAAAAAAGCUUCUCUCACCAAAUAAUGAAAAAUUUAGGAUUUCCAAUGGGCCCAAAAGCCACUCGGUGAAUGAAGAAGAGCAGGAAGAACAGGGCGAAGGGAGUGAGGAUGAAUGGGAGCAAGUGGGUCCCAGGAAUAAAACCUCGGUCACCCGCCAGGCAGAUUUCGUUCAGACUCCAAUCACCGGCAUUUUUGGUGGACACAUCAGGUCUGUGGUUUACCAGCAGAGUUCAAUAGAAUCUGCCACUUUGCAGCCAUUUUUCACAUUGCAGUUGGAUAUCCAGUCUGACAAGAUACGUACAGUCCAGGAUGCAUUGGAAAGCUUGGUGGCAAGAGAAUCUGUCCAAGGUUAUACCACAAAAACCAAACAAGAGGUUGAGAUAAGUCGAAGAGUGACUCUGGAAAAACUCCCUCCUGUUCUCGUGCUACACCUGAAACGAUUUGUUUACGAGAAGACUGGUGGAUGUCAGAAGCUUAUCAAAAAUAUUGAAUAUCCUGUGGACUUGGAAAUUAGUAAAGAACUGCUUUCUCCAGGGGUUAAAAAUAAGAAUUUUAAAUGCCACAGAACCUAUAGGCUAUUUGCAGUGGUCUACCAUCACGGCAACAGUGCGACGGGUGGUCAUUACACUACAGAUGUCUUCCAGAUUGGUCUGAAUGGCUGGCUGCGCAUCGAUGACCAGACAGUCAAGGUGAUUAACCAGUACCAGGUGGUGAAGCCAACUGCUGAACGCACAGCCUACCUCCUGUAUUACCGCCGAGUGGACCUGCUGUAAACCCCCUGUGCGCCAUGUGUGUGUGUGCCUGAUGCCCGCUUCGUAGAACAUCGACUCUCACUAACUUCCUGCCUCUCUUUAGUGGCUCUUUAGAGAGAAACUCUUUCUUCCUUUUGCAGAAAUGGGCUAGAAUGAAAAGGAGAUGCCUUGGGGUUUGUGCGCAACAUAACUUAUGUUGACUUCUAACUUCCAAAUCAAAAUCAUUUGGUUGAAACAGACUGUUGCUUGAUUUAAAAAAACACACAUAAACCCAUAUUUCUAAAAUAAUGCUGAUUCCUGAGAUAAAAAAGGGGAACUUCCAUUUGAUUCCCAGGCUAAUUGCUUAGUAGAAUCAAUCCUGCACCAGCAACACUUGUAAAUUUGUGAAAAUGAAUUUUAUCUUUCCUUAAAAAGUAAAUUUUUUAAUCCAUCACACUUUUCUCCCUCACCCUUUAGUUUUUGAUAAGUGAUAAAAAUGAGCCAGAUAUCAGAGAAGAAAUAGUUCUUUCUUCAAAAGAAAAAAUAAACACAAAAAAUAAGUUGCUGGUUCCUAACAGGAAAAGUACAUUUUAAUAAUUGUGCAGUGAGAAACUGCUCACGUACACAUUGCAGAUAAAAGUUUGGAGUCAAGGUGUUAGCCUGCACAGAUGGGUGAUUGUAGCUUUAUUGCCAUUAAAAGAUUGCGCUCAUGUGUCUGUGUACACACAAUGAAAAAUGGGCCAGAUAGUGAAGACUGAUCCUCAAGUCUGCUCUGUUUAAUUCCGCUGUCUGCUCUUCUGUAAUGCUGUGUCCCUUAUUGUACACAGUUUAGUGGUAUUUAGGAGUAUAAAGUUGUCGCCCGUCAAUAAAAAUCACCAAGUUGGUUUAAAGCUGUGUGUGUCUCUUUGAAUGCAAAUGCCUUUUCCAGUAACUGGAAUUCACGGGGUCACAACUUCGCCUCCAUAAUUAAAAUAAGCCUUUGAUUGGCUUGAUGGGUUUGUGGAAGCUGAACCCAGACUCAGGUUGUGCUUGUCCGGUAUUUCCAAAGGUAGUAACUGUAGUGAUCUGGGUCAAUGAAGUUUUGAAUGUUCAAUUAGCAGAAAAAGGGAGGUUUUCUACCCUUUUUUCCUCCCUCCAUUGUUUUUGUAUCCCAUCAUUUUUCAGAAUCACCAAAAUUGUUUGUUUAGAUCAAGGCUGAGCAUCCUUUUAAUCAAGGGGCAGCUUAACGGUGCCUCUGGAUGCCACCCUUAGGGAGUGGAAAGGAAGCCCUCUCUACAGAAGAGAUGGAGAGAAGAGAAGAGACCACCAGCAGUGUGCUCUUAUGCCUCUUGUGUAUAAUGUAUAGUAGUGUACUGGGAUCUACAGACAAGCUGUUUUACCAUGUGGUGUUCCUAAUCAUAGCCUUUGCCACUGUGGGGUUCAGAGCUUACUUUGUAAAAUCAUUGUACCAACGUUGUCUGCUUAGCCUGCUUACUCUGUUGUAACCUAUUCUGAUUUGUUUGGCUGAAUUAUAAGUCAUAUUAUAAUUAGCUUCUCAUUAAAAUAAUAUACAAUUCUUGUG